Manihot esculenta (cassava) is the source of this 1408-nucleotide messenger RNA. RefSeq names its product peroxidase 73. Gene Ontology annotation, molecular function: heme binding; peroxidase activity. Lineage: Eukaryota; Viridiplantae; Streptophyta; Magnoliopsida; Malpighiales; Euphorbiaceae. Gene Ontology annotation, biological process: hydrogen peroxide catabolic process; response to oxidative stress. The record is from RefSeq and is a predicted model, not a curated record. The coding region runs from base 298 to 1296 and encodes 332 amino acids. The transcript is spliced from 4 exons.
CUUUUUCUCCUUUUUUCUAGGUGUUUCAUUCAUCUAUUGUUUCUUGUAUGGACCAUGUUGGUUUGGUAUCAAUUCAAGCCUUAUGUAUACUUCUCAUCAGUCUCAAACAGAACGCCCAAGGGAGGAGCGUAGCAGUUAGCUGAUUUACGAAAAAAACAAAGGCGGCCACUGCAUCCAUGUCUCUUUCAACAUUAGCCUCUUGGCUGUCGUAAAAGAUUCCCCAAUAUAUAUAUAUGGCCAACUCGCUUCUUUACUCCACUCCUCAGAUCAGCCUCUGCUUAUAGUUAUAGCUUGAUAAUGGCCAUGAUGGGUCGUUUCCAGCUUAUUCUUCUACUGCCACUCUCUUUCAGUUUGUGCUUUUUUUCUAGUUCUGUGUCAGCUCAGCUCAGACAAAAUUAUUACGCCAAUAUUUGCCCGAAUGUGGAAUCUAUUGUUAGAAAUGCAGUUCAAAAGAAAUUUCAGCAGACUUUUGUCACUAUCCCUGGAACCCUCCGUCUCUUCUUCCAUGAUUGCUUUGUGCAGGGAUGUGAUGCUUCUGUUAUAAUCCAAUCUACUCCGAACAACAAAGCAGAGAAAGACCACCCUGAUAAUUUGUCAUUGGCCGGAGAUGGAUUUGACACGGUCAUCAAGGCCAAAGCCGCCGUGGAUGCCAUUCCCAGCUGCAGAAACAAGGUGUCGUGUGCAGAUAUUCUUGCCAUGGCAACUAGAGAUGUGGUGGCUCUGUCUGGUGGACCCUCAUAUGCUGUUGAAUUGGGAAGAUUGGAUGGCCUCAGAUCUAGUGCUGCUAACGUUAAUGGCAAUCUGCCUAAGGAAAGUUUCAAUCUGAAUCAGCUCAACUCUCUCUUUGCUUCUCGUGGCCUCUCCCAAGCUGACAUGAUUGCCCUCUCAGCUGCACACACCCUUGGAUUCUCCCACUGCAAUAAAUUCAGCAACAGGAUAUACAAUUUCAGCCGUCAAAAUCCAGUGGACCCUACACUCAACAAGGCUUAUGCAGCUGAUUUACAGCAGAUGUGCCCCAGGAACGUGGACCCCAGGAUAGCCAUUAACAUGGACCCGAUCACACCGAACACCUUCGACAACGUGUACUUCAAGAACCUCCAGAAUGGAAAGGGACUCUUCACUUCGGACCAAGUUCUCUUCACGGACCCAAGGUCCAGGCCCACUGUUAAUACAUGGGCCAGCAACUCCCAAGCCUUUGAAAACGCCUUUGUUACCGCCAUGACGAAGUUGGGCCGGGUCGGAGUCAAGACGGGUAGAAAUGGAAAUAUUCGUCGAGACUGUGCCGUUUUAAAUUAAAAUGAAAUUCAAGAAAAUAGGAAAGAUAAAAAAAAAAAAAUCUUUAUUUGUAGAUUGAAUAAAAUGUGGGAAUAAAUUGAUAGUGAAAAGAGGAAGGUUGAAUUUUGAGCAA